UUUUCACAAAUUUUCUCUGCAUGGAUUCCCUGAAAAUUUCUAAAACUACUUCUAUACUUCUUGUUCUUGUGCUUCUGAGCUUUGCCAAUACAAGUUACGGGGCAAGAAAGCUAUUUUCGCUGUACAAACCACCUCCUAUGGCCCUUAAAUAUCAUAAGGGCGCAUUGCUACAGGGCAAUAUUAAUGUCUCAAUAGUCUGGUAUGGAACAUUCACUCCAGCCCAAAAAUCCAUUGUUGUUGACUUUCUUUAUUCUUUAAAUCCCAGUGUGAAAAAUGCAAUUUCUUCUGCUAACGAGCCAUCAGUUUCAAAUUGGUGGCAAAAAAUUGGAACCUACAUGAAAAAAGCAGGUAAAAAGCCCACCAAUGUAGUAUUGUCAACUCAAAUUACUGAUGAAAGAUGUUCACUGGGCAAAAGCCUAAAGAAUUCCCACAUCGCCAGGUUGGCUCGCCGAGUGAACCCGAAACCCGGUGAGUUGACACUGGUUCUUACGAGUCAAGACGUUGCUGUGGAAGGCUUUUGCAUGAGUAAUUGUGGGAAACAUGGAUCGGUGAGAAGAUUGAAUUCGUGGUCGGUUUAUAUCUGGGCCGGUAACUCGGUGACUCAAUGCCCGGGUCAAUGUGCGUGGCCAUUUUACAAACCGAUUUACGGUCCACAAACGGAGCCAUUGGGUGCACCCAAUGGUGACGUGGGUGUGGAUGGCAUGGUUGUAAAUAUAGCCAGUCUUAUGGCUGGAGCUGUAACGAAUCCUUUCGGGAACGGCUACUUUCAAGGCCCAGCUGGCGCGCCGCUUGAAGCGGCUUCGGCCUGUCCCGGAGUUUAUGGGAAGGGAGCUUAUCCUGGCUAUGCUGGGGAGCUGUUGGUGGAUAAAACCACUGGUGCAAGCUACAAUGCAGUGGGUACAAAUGGAAGAAAGUAUCUUUUGCCUGCCCUUGUUGACCCUAACACUUCAGAGUGCUCCACCAUUGUGUGA
Coffea eugenioides is the source of this 971-nucleotide messenger RNA. RefSeq names its product protein EXORDIUM-like 2. The transcript has a single exon. The record is from RefSeq and is a predicted model, not a curated record. The coding region runs from base 21 to 971 and encodes 316 amino acids. NCBI's taxonomy places the organism in Eukaryota, Viridiplantae, Streptophyta, Magnoliopsida, Gentianales, Rubiaceae.